Thalassophryne amazonica is the source of this 7723-nucleotide messenger RNA. RefSeq names its product otoancorin (gene otoa). Gene Ontology annotation, cellular component: cell surface. The record is from RefSeq and is a predicted model, not a curated record. Lineage: Eukaryota; Metazoa; Chordata; Actinopteri; Batrachoidiformes; Batrachoididae. Gene Ontology annotation, biological process: cell-matrix adhesion.
UGUGAGCAACACAAUGAUAUAAAGUAAAUAUACAGAAAAGGACAGGACUGAACAUAAACAAAAGGAACAGAAAGGGCAGACGGACGCACACACAAUAGCAGGUCAAAAACAAACGUCAUUCAAUGAUAGCGGUGCAGAUAUAAUAGGGGAUAAACAUUAUUCUCCAGUGUAUGCUGUACAGUACAUUACAGAGCCAUUUUUUUUUUCCAUCGUCCCCAAAGUAUUUGAUAGGAGGAGUAACAGAGAGGGUAACUAGGAAGGUACCAUUGCACAUCCUCAGAGGAGGAGGCGUGUCAUAAAAGUCCAGGUGCAUAGAGCUGGCUCACAUGGAAACAAGUGCAAAACAUCUGUCGUGUUAAAAUAACACACUGUGCUGGUUUUCCUAACACAUCAAUUCUGUUGAGGUCUUACCAGACAAACAGGGCUUUUCACUAUGUAUCCUAAAGGAGGUGCAAUUUUCAUCGUGCUCAUGGCCUCUGCAGUUUUGGCUAUGCCUGGAAAUAAACCCAGCAGUUCAACUCCACCUUCUCACUUCAAGCAAAUUGUCAAAAAACUGAUGAAGGAAUGUCAAAGAAAGGAAUUCCCAAUGGUUAAUAUGAUGCAGAUGGAAAAUGCUUCCGAUAGCAGCAUGUCUGUGGAAAACAGCUCCCUCUGCUCCUCAUUCAUCAAUGUCCUCACUCCUAUGUCUCCCAUGGAUGUCACUCAUGACUUAGGCAUCCAAGUCAACAUGGAGGGCUUUGAGAGAAUGAAGCAUGACACAUGGAAUUGCAGCAACCUUCUAUCUGUGGUCAAGCUCAUGAGGAAAUCUUCUGAGUCAGCUUCAUGUAAGAUCCGGGCAUCAUUGGCUCCUUUAGUCUGGAUGCUUUUGACAAAUCAUGAUAUAAACAACAUGGACUUAGAGCAGUAUGAGUCUCUUUUGUGGGUUGCCAAACCUUUGCUGGCAGAUGUUCCCCUGACCAAAAUGAAACUUCCUCUGAAAAUAGAAAUCAACUACAUGGAGAAGUUGAUGAAGAUGCUGUGGAAGGUGCAUAAAUUCAUGUCUGAGGGCAAACGGGCUCUCGUGGUAACAUGGGUAAAAGAGCACAUCAGCCAGACGCACUUCAACUGUUCUCAUGCCACGAGGCCGUCAUUGGAGGACAAAUCAGCAAUGGUGACUAAACACUGCAGACCAAAGCUGAAGUGGCUGAACUUGGUGGCGUUGAACAUGAUGGGGCCGUACCUCUGCAGUUUAGCAGCAGAAGAUAUUGAUUCUGCAGCCGAAGACCAGCUCUGUGAGUUUUUCCUCUCCCCCCGCUUCAAGUUCACCUGCAUUGGGACUCGGUUCAAACCCAGUCUGGGCAAGAAGCUUCUCCAAAGGAUUCAACAGUGCUUCAGUGGACAGGAGGAGUUUGCACAGCAUGUGGACAAGUUGGGUUCACUGGCCUGUUAUUAUUAUCAUGCUCCCAACAUGACUGCUGACCUCAGCUGGAAGUUUCUCUCUCAGCUUGAGCACUGCAACAACUCUGGCAUCACAAAGCUGAAGAAGCACCUCAUUGAGACAGUGAUAUCAAACUCCAGUGACACACUCGGUGAAAAAGAAGUGUGCUACCUGGGCACAAGUACAAGGUUUUUGUCUGAUAAGCAACUGUCCACAAUAUCCAGACAUGUUCUUAACCAGUGUCUCAUAAAUUCUGAAGCAAAUGUCAAAUGGACACAGAGCCAACAGAAGACAUUAACUCGGAGACUGCUGGGUGAUGAGGAGUGCAAAAACGUGUCGGGUGAAGACCUCAUGUCCCUUUGGCCUUUUGUGAGAGGAGUUCCCACCUGUGUGAUAAAACGUGUCAAAGCCAUGGAGGUUCUGAAUGAUUCUGAGGAGCUGAAGAAGCUCUGCAAACAAAUGAGGAAGAGCCAGUUAAAAGCUUUACUACAGGCUCUUUGUAAAGAUGUGGCGCCCUUGGAUCUGUUGCGGUUACCCACGCUGCCUGAUGCUUUGCUUCACAGCACUUCUCUGAGGUUCUUGAACAAAGCAAACAUCAGCUCUUUGGACCAAGUUGAGGGUAAAAACUGGACCCGUACACAGGCAUCAUUCUUACUAAAACAACUGACACAAGGCAAGAAGACACUCCCUUAUAGCAGGUUGGGUUCACUCUUUCAGGGCAUAACCUGCAAGAUGAUCAACAAAAUCCAUGACAGUGAGGCCCUGGAAAUGGCUCAAGCCAUCACAGACGCUCCACGGUUCCUCUCCAAAUUUCAGGCAUGCUGUGCUGCCCAAAAUCUUUUUGCAACUUUGGAGAAAAAGAGAUCAGAUUAUUUUAAAACAAUCACACCUGACGAGAUGGAUGCGAUCCCCACAACGCUGCUGGUUCACCUGCCGCCGGCGAAGGUGAAGGACUUGCCGUCCUCCAUGUGUUCCAGCCUCCUUGACAAAAUUGAAAAAGCCGAUCUGAGCUUAUUACCAAUUUCUUCACCAUCUCGUGGUACACUGGUCCUGAAAGCUCUGCUCUGUCUGAGCAACGUAAACAUGUUUGCACCACAGUAUGCUGUCAUAGGGUCAACCACACUAGAGACUAAGACAUCCGUAGGGAUAGACUUAACUGGUCUGUCCAGUGAGGACAUAUCUAGACUCGGACCACUGUUGUGUGAGCUCCCCCCCGUCACACUGCGCCUCCUGGCCCCUGAUGUCCUCAACUCUACCCUGCUGGCCAUGGCCUCCUGCCAACACAUUCCUCAGAGCUCCAGGAUGCCACUGACUCAGCUGCUCAGGGAGAUUUAUGGGAACCCAGUCAGUUGGUCAUCUGAAACAAUGGAAGCACUGGGUUGUCUCCUCUUUCUGAGUGACAGCACACCUGAUCUGCCAAUUAAGCCUUGGAUGAAGGAUGUUCUGUCUUUCCUGAUGGAUUGUAUGACCCACCCCCGAACGGCCAUUCUAAAAAAAUACUUCUUCGAUCUCGUCACUAAAUCAAAUGCCAGCAGUUCUCUGUUCCUCACUGCAGACCUGAUUGAAGAAUUGGGCGAAUCCAACGUCUACUGGAAACCUGCACAACUGGAACAGAUGACAACAGAGACCUUCACUGCUGCUGUGGACACACUGGGUUGCCAUUCUUGGAUCAGGAAUGGCAUCUGCCCUAAAAUGUACCAAGUCACCAAGUGGAUCUAUAUUGGAGCUGCUGUGGUGAUCCCGAGCGAAAAGGGUGAAGCCAAAGCAGUUAUUGUCAGGCAUAUUUGGGGUCCAGUGUCACAAAUGAAAGAAUCUGCGGUUGCAAAGAUGAGAUGUAUAAGUCGAGGCUUCUCCAUCGCUGAGCUGGCGGUGCUGCCCUUUUCUUUGGACACCCUGGAGAACAUCGCAGACUGUGGCUGGAGUGAGUUACAGAUGGAGGCGUGUGGAAGGGAAUUGCUCAACCGCAAGAACCUGAGAGUGCAAAAUCUGGAAGCUGCAGAUCUCAUUGAACUGCACCAUUUCAUCUGCGGCCUCAGCAUCCGUGAGAUUCAGCAGCUCAACGGCGGACGUCUUCACGUCUGUAUCUCGGAGGCUGUAGAAUCUGUCAAUGAUAUCCAGUGCUCCCCGAGAGAAGACUCGGCAGCUGAAAUGGCGUGUACUGUGGCUGAAUUUGGAGAACCCAAAACCUGGAUGCAGGCACAUGCGUCCAUGCUGGGCAACAUCAUGGGGAUGAAGAUGCUGUGGAAGGUGCAUAAAUUCAUGUCUGAGGGCAAACGGGCUCUCGUGGUAACAUGGGUAAAAGAGCACAUCAGCCAGACGCACUUCAACUGUUCUCAUGCCACGAGGCCGUCAUUGGAGGACAAAUCAGCAAUGGUGACUAAACACUGCAGACCAAAGCUGAAGUGGCUGAACUUGGUGGCGUUGAACAUGAUGGGGCCGUACCUCUGCAGUUUAGCAGCAGAAGAUAUUGAUUCUGCAGCGAAGGACCAGGUUGGGUUCACUGGCCUGUAUUAUUAUCAUGCUCCCAACAUGACUGCUGACCUCAGCUGGAAGUUUCUCUCUCAGCUUGAGCACUGCAACAACUCUGGCAUCACAAAGUAUGCUGUCAUAGGGUCAACCACACUAGAGACUAAGACAUCCGUAGGGAUAGACUUAACUGGUCUGUCCAGUGAGGACAUAUCUAGACUCGGACCACUGUUGUGUGAGCUCCCCCCGUCCACACUGCGCCUCCUGGCCCCUGAUGUCCUCAACUCUACCCUGCUGGCCAUGGCCUCCUGCCAACACAUUCCUCAGAGCUCCAGGAUGCCACUGACUCAGCUGCUCAGGGAGAUUAUGGGUAGGACAGCCUCCCUGAACCCAGUCAGUUGGUCAUCUGAAACAAUGGAAGCACUGGGUUGUCUCCUCUUUCUGAGUGACAGCACACCUGAUCUGCCAAUUAAGCCUUGGAUGAAGGAUGUUCUGUCUUUCCUGAUGGAUUGUAUGACCCACCCCCGAACGGCCAUUCUAAAAAAAUACUUCUUCGAUCUCGUCACUAAAUCAAAUGCCAGCAGUUCUCUGUUCCUCACUGCAGACCUGAUUGAAGAAUUGGGCGAAUCCAACGUCUACUGGAAACCUGCACAACUGGAACAGAUGACAACAGAGACCUUCACUGCUGCUGUGGACACACUGGGUGCCAUUCGUGAUUAUGAUGCUGCUCAACUGGCUGUGCUCGUUAGGAAAGCAACUCAGAUUUGGGGUCCAGUGUCACAAAUGAAAGAAUCUGCGGUUGCAAAGAUGAGAUGUAUAAGUCGAGGCUUCUCCAUCGCUGAGCUGGCGGUGCUGCCCUUUUCUUUGGACACCCUGGAGAACAUCGCAGACUGUGGCUGGAGUGAGUUACAGAUGGAGGCGGUGUGGAAGGGAAUUGCUCAACGCAAGAACCUGAGAGUGCAAAAUCUGGAAGCUGCAGAUCUCAUUGAACUGCACCAUUUCAUCUGCGGCCUCAGCAUCCGUGAGAUUCAGCAGCUCAACGCGGACGUCUUCACGGAGGCUGUAGAAUCUGUCAAUGAUAUCCAGUGCUCCCGAGAGAAGACUCGGCAGCUGAAAUGGCUUACUGUGGCUGAAUUUGGAGAACCCAAAACCUGGAUGCAGGCACAUGCGUCCAUGCUGGGCAACAUCAUGGCUGGGUUGGAUGUUUUUGAGUGGACAUCUUUGGACCCAAGUAUUUUUUCAUUUAUUACCCUGACUUGCAUCCCACACAUACCCCUUUCUGCGCUCUCAGUUCAACAGAUUGAAGCUUUUGGACCAGACAAUGCUGCCAUGAUAUCAUCUGGCCAGCGCUCUGGACUGGGACAAGAGCAACAAGCUGCACUUGAUCGAGCUCUGAAAGGCUUGAGGACAGAGCAGACAAGUAUCGCAGGUGCUCCAUCACUGAGUGUUGAGGGGAUUUCAGCCUUCAUCAAACCUUUCCUGUUCCUCCUUAUUGGCUUUCUGCUGCUGUGAGACCUAACAGUCCCACCGACAAAGCCCAACAGAGCAUUAAUUAACGGCUGCUGAUUUAGCGCUAGUCAUUUCCGAGGCUGUAACAAGCUGAGAUAAACACAUACAUACAUACAUACAUACAUGCUAGACAAUAGCAUCUGUGGGCAUGGAGACACUAACAGCUAUGGCAGAUAGGAUAAAUGUAGCAUUAUUAAGGAUCUGAUCAGAAAGAAAAUUUUCUGGUAAACAUUGUGAAACUUUCUUUGGAAACUGUAUGUUUAGGUUUAGAAUCUUGGUGUUCAUGUUCUGAAUUCUACAUGGAAUAGCAUAUAGCUGUCCACAGAUUGAAUUUGCCGUGAUUUCAGAAUCCACCUAAAUUGACCCCAAGGACCUUGGUUGACCUCUGCCAAAACUCUUUAAGGGCAAGUAGGGGGACAGCCUUCAUCCAUAUAACAACUUUGGAAGAACGUAGCCAAAGGAAAGAGCAGGGGACAGAUGACCUUGACCCCAAUGGCUGGCCUUUGACAAAUUUAACCUCACAUGGGUGAGGAUUGGGUACCAAAACCCAGAUCCAAUAUCGUACCAGUUUCACUACCAAUCUGGAUCUCCUGGACCAAAUGGCCACUCAGAUUUCAGUGCUGGAUUAGUGCUCCGCACAGCCCUCACACUACCUGUGUAGACUCACUGUGACGACCAACAGCUAGAAUGAUGGAUCCCUGGAAUUCUCAGGAUGUCCCAGAGACCAGCUCUAAUUUCAUCAAAGACAAGCAGUGCGCUAACAAAAGACCAUCUUAUGUUAAUAUGCUAAUGAUACAAGAUGAUUAUGUUGUGCACUACAUAUAUUUUAACAGAUGUUUGAAAGAAUAAGGAUGUACACAUUGUACAGAUAAUAGCAUUUAGAAAAAACACACCUGAUAUUAUACGUACAACCCCUGGCAAAAAUUAUGGAAUCACCGGCCUCUGAGGAUGUUCAUUCAGUUGUUUAAUUUUGUAGAAAAAAAGCAGAUCACAGACAUGACACAAAACUAAAGUCAUUUCAAAUGGCAACUUUCUGGCUUUAAGAAACACUAUAAGAAAGCAGGAAAAAAAAUUGUGGCAGCCAGUAACGGUUACUUUUUUAGACCAAGCAGAGGGAAAAAAAUAUGGAAUCACUCGUGCACACUUGUGUAUGCGUGAUCACAUGUGCGCAUGCAUGUGAGAGUGCAAUGGUACCAAACAUAUGGAACCAAGCUGCACUCUGAAUGCAAUCCAUGUCAUGUGACAUACAAAGCACUAAUCAGAUCACAAGGAUCCACUCAGCCGUUAUAUAAAGUCAAAUAAUGCAUGCUAAAAUGUGUUGUGUGGAAAUUUUUUUUUUUUGUUAAACCAUCAGACCAGAUUUUCAAGUUUAGGGUGUAAAUCUAAGCAAAGAAUUCAUUUAAAUAAAAAAGGAACAUUGAAAUUGAAUCAAAUACAUCAGUGGAAAAUUCUGAUCAUUUGGGAUUUUUUUAGAGAAAGGGCAUUUUUGUGACCCAGAGAUAGACUCUUCAGCCUGGAGGUUUUCCAAGAAGUGGUCUCAUCAUACCUGCAUAAAUGAUGUCAUUAACAGUUGUUUUUAUUGGUGUAAGAUUUGCUGUUUGGAAAGACCACCCACUUUGGGUGGGGGAACUGACCCUUGUGAGGGAAUAAAAGUGACUGUCGCCCUUUGUGUUUCAAAGCUUUCCAGGUGUUUUUUGAAGACUGUGAAAUGCUUCCUUUGCUGGCAAAUAAAACUAUUGUUCUGGAACUUCUUUUUUUCCUCUGACCCUGAACAGUUUUAAAGUGAUUUUUGAACAACUGAGCAUCGAGGAUACUGUCCUGGAAACUCCACCACACAGCCAGACAACUGAAUCAAACACUGCAUAAAUCGGCGUGCUGACAGUCUCACUUUAUGUUCAUUUUAACAUGUAAAGGGUUAAUAUAUUGCUGAAUGUGACUGGUGAAGCUUCAAACCACUUCUUUCUCUGACUGACACACACACACAGGCUGAAUAACAAGCUACUUUUACUUCACUUGUACCAACUGCACUUUUUUGUCUAACUUCAAUAAUCAAGUCUAACUGGAUUAUUCGACAUGACACUAAUGAGAACGUGAUAAUUGGUCAAAAUCAUGGAAUCAAGCUGUAGGUGAAAAUAAGCCUUUUUAAUUCUUUUAACAAAUAAGACAAAAAACAAAUACAGCAUUGCAUUUUUAAAGCGCUCAACAAAAAUCUCCUGAGAAAACACGCACAGGUUAACAGUGGCUACAACAUUAAAAGAACUUCUAUUUACACUCCCAGGUCGGGAGCUGGAUCCUGUUUGGCUUUUUUCCCAGCAGCUCGUCUGUCUGACA